Sphaeramia orbicularis (orbiculate cardinalfish) is the source of this 2850-nucleotide messenger RNA. Its product is annotated as piggyBac transposable element-derived protein 4-like. Bases 585 to 2777 code for a protein of 730 amino acids. The transcript has 2 exons. Lineage: Eukaryota; Metazoa; Chordata; Actinopteri; Kurtiformes; Apogonidae. The record is from RefSeq and is a predicted model, not a curated record.
UCCCACAAGUCUGCAGAAUCCAAAAGUGAAAGAAUUUUUCAGAUACGACCUACGGUUAUGGAAUUAUGGCGAUUUUUUGAAGACUAUGUUUACUUUCACUUUUCACAAUGACAAAAUCCCUAUAUCAGGCAAAGUAGCACAGCUAAGUCUGUGUCUGAGAAUGGCCCAGUGGCAAUUAGCUGUGGUCUAUGGGCCAGGAGGCCUGGGUUCAAACCCUGCAUUAGAAAUGACUUCUUUUUUUUUUUUUUUCCGUCUUUUCUUCUUCCCCCUCACAUUUUAAAACAGGUUUUGCUGCAUUCUAUUGUGGAUAUUGGACAUUUUCCACACAUUACAAAGUACGCAGACAACAUUUUUUCAAAAUAAAACCCCUAUUAACUCUUUCCCCGCCAAUGACGAGAUUUUCCGUCAAUCUGGGUUUUCACUGUUAUACUGCAAAGGAGAACCUUGCGGAUGUUGUCAGUUAAUUUCAUACUUCUGAGUCCAAAAACAAAGAAGCAACUCUUCCGGAAAGUGAGGGAGGGGCGUGAAAGUUUUUUUUGACAUAAGCACCUGUAUCCCACAGCGACAUUACACUUAGAGCGAAAAUGCCGGCUCCGCGUAAAAUGUACACUGUGUCAGAAGCCUUAAAAUUACUUCUGGACACAGACACUGAUAGUUCAAUAGAUGAUGUACCAUCGGAAGAAUGUAGUAGUGACAACGAUGAUGAAGAGGAAGAUGAGGGAGAUGCCGGAGGGGAUGGACCCGGAGGUGAGGGUGACAGCGGCGGCCUCAGGGAAAUAGACAGACGCAGCGGGGUACACGGGAAUCAGGGAGACAGCGGAGACAACGGGGAAAAAGAGGGGAAUAGCGGGGUACACGGGAAUAGUGGAGACAGUGGAGACAAUGGGGAAAAAGAGGAAGACGAUAACAGGCACAGACGGGAGGAAGAAAAGAGAUACAUUUUUCGCGGGCCUGCCAGGAGAAGACAAAGGAUAUCUCAUCGUCAUCUUGAAGACAGUGGGAGCUCUGAUAAUGAGACUUUGGACCCGGAGUGGAAGGACACAAGCCACAGAUCUCGUCCUCGGCUCCCAAAUUCCAGAGGUGCAAGAAAUCAAACACAGCAAAGAGGAAGAGGAUGUAUUCGAACAGGAAGGCAUGGUGCAGCCAGUGAUCAGGUGAGGGCCCCUCACCACCAACUAGGUGCUGUUCCUGGACCUGGUAAUGAAUGGCUUGAGAAGGACUGGCAGCCAAUAAAUAUCCCUUUCACUCAGAGCCCUGGGCCUAUCAAUGCAGCUGCAGCUCUUGAUUCUGAACUGCCAGCUGAUUUUGCUGAAUUGUAUAUUUCUGAUGAACUUGUACAGAACAUUGUAAAUCAGACUAACCUGUAUGCAAACCAGUGUAUUCAAGCACAGACCCUUACCUCACCACAUUCUCGUAUUCAUGCAUGGAAACCAGUAACAGUAUCAGAAAUGAAAACAUUCCUGGGGCUCUUUUUCCUCACUGGUAUCAUUCGGAAGCCUGAAUUAGAAAUGUAUUGGUCAGCAGAUGAAAUUUUAGCUACUUCCUAUUUCUGCAAGGUCAUGUCUCGAAACAGAUUUGAAAUUAUUUGGAAAUUUCUUCAUUUUAGUGACAAUGAAACAAGGCCAGUAAACAGUAAUGACAAGCUGUACAAAGUCCGCCCCGUUUUAGAUUACCUUGUGUGUAAAUUUAGGGAAAUGUAUCAACCCAACACCAACAUCUGUAUAGAUGAGGGAGUGCUUCUGUGGCGUGGACGACUGGCUUUCAAGGUGUACAAUCCCCAAAAACCCAUAAAAUACGGCAUCAAGUCCUACAUUCUUUGUGAUUCAGAAACAGGGUACUGCUUUAAUGUAAAACCCUACUGUGGAGAGAGUGCUCCACUAGGAGAAACAGUCACCUCUCUUCUUGACCGCUUAGCAGGUCAUGGCUACAGAUUGUUUAUGGAUAACUAUUACAACUCUGUUGGCCUGUGUGAGCGCCUUCUUGACCUAAAAACCCAUGUCUGUGGCACACUCAGAAAGAACAGAGGUGAACCACCUGUUAUUCGAGAUGUUGGAAAUGCCAACCUUAGGAGGGAGGGAACACCUGUUGUGCGUCACAGAAAAAAUGUCAUGGUCUUAGCUUGGCGAGACAAACAAGUGGUCAAAAUGGUGACAACAAUGCACCAGAACAACAUGGAGAACAUCCAGGUAUGGCAAAAGGGCCACCAUGAGAAAGUCACCAAACAAAAGCCAACUUGUAUUGUUGAAUACAACAAUGCAAUGAAUGGGGUGGAUAAAUUAGACCAAAACAUUGCAUACUACCCCUUUGUAAGGAAGUCUCACAAGUGGUCAAAAAAAUUUGUGGCAUAUUUGUUUGAAAUAAGCUUGUUCAAUGCUUUCAUCAUCUACAAAGCAAAAAACCCAAACAGCAAAGGCAACACUCUAAUGGCAUUCAUUCAAAGUGUUGUAAAGUCAUGGACCAGCCAAAAACCAAUGAGACAGGCUGGUGGUCAAGAAAAUGACCCUCACACAGUUAGAGAUGACCCUCCAGCUCAGAUGACCCCUAGAGCACCUUACAAAACUGACCCCAGGGAGAGAUUGGAUGUCGGUUUUGCAGCCCAUCCACUCGUUUCCAUCCUGCCAACACCCAACAAACAGCACCCAACCAGACGAUGCAGGGUUUGUGUACGAAAGGGUUUGCGCAGGGAGACAUCAUAUUAUUGCAAAGGCUGUGGUGUCCCCUUACAUUUUGGGGAAUGUUACACAGUGUACCAUUCAAAGGCACAUUAUAAUGCCUGAACAAAACACACGGUCAAAAUCAUAACCAAUUACAAAUCAGUCACACCGACAUUACCUCAAAAAAAAAAAAAAA